Molecule: messenger RNA, 3387 nt
Organism: Magallana angulata
Lineage: Eukaryota; Metazoa; Mollusca; Bivalvia; Ostreida; Ostreidae
Exons: 25
Coding region: 132-3173 (1013 amino acids)
Source: RefSeq, a predicted model, not a curated record
GUUGUACACACACGUUAACUGCUGUUGGAUGGAAUCCCAUCAAGAAUGAUCGGAUGUACACUUACUUGAUGCGUCCUGUAGUAGGGUACCCCUAUUCAUCCUUCACCUAAUUUUAUGAAAACAACUUUAAAAUGGACGAUGAACAAAGUUCUAGCACAGUGAACAUUCAGGCAGAAGGAGGCUCUCUGUUGUCAGGAAGAGAUACAGUGACCAUAGACCAGCCACAGGGAAUGCAGCUACCGGAAGUCACAAUGUCAGGGGAUUACAGUAGGCAGCCUACCUUCAGCAAUGUCAACAUAGAGUCCUCUGAUGCUAAUGUUUCAUUGGCCGACCAGAAAGCAGUUCUCGUCAACAUUCGGCCUCCAGAAGGGGCCCAAAGUUCAACUACAGACAGCCUCCUCCCAACAGACGUGAGUUUCCUCCCUUCCCUUGUUAGUGUGACAGGGGGUACAUCAUCAGGAGACACAAAUCUUCACUUCUUUGUUCAUGAGCAAGGGAAGUACAUUCAGAUAGGCCAGUGUUGUGUGAUUGUUGAGAUGCAUGUCAACGACCAAACAAUGGAGAGACUCAAAGCCCAGGGCACCUUAGAAGUUGAGUCACAAAAUGGUGCCUCUCUGGUGACAGUGAGGUGGAGAGGCCUUGAGUUAGAUGAGGCAGAACUGAGGACCAACAUUAAAGUCCAGCUGACAGAGAAACUCCUUGACCUUGAGAGAGCGAUCCCUCAGGAUUUGAUGGCCAACCAGUGCAACAAGUGUCAGCAGCUUGUGACCUUUCUCCUGAGAGAAUUCAGGGGUUACUUAUCAAACAUCUCACUUGGGUGCAUUCAGCUCACAUUGUUCUUUAGCAACAGAGAAGACUUUCAGAGAGGCAGAUCUUCUGAGGUGAUCUCUAAGAUCCAAAAGUUCCUUGAUGGCCUACUGUUGACAGACAGAGUAAAUGAAGCCAGAUUCAAAGUGACAGUCUUGGAGAAAGGCGAUGAAGUAGCCGACCCUAUGGAUACCACAAUCUACAGCAGAGUGCAAAAAAAGACAUUUUCUGAGAAUUUAGGUGAACCCGGCAAUAUGACUAGUAGUCAGCCAGGAGAGAUGUUGACAAAGGGCCAGUUUACCCACCAGAUUAGUCAAAUGAAGCAGUCCAUUACAGAGGAGUUGAAUCUGUUCCACCAGGCAUUUCGCCAGGAGCAGGCCCAGAUUUUACGUGAUGCCAUGAAAGAAGUGCUGCCAGAAAUGGAGCAGCGAAUUAUUGAAAAUAUUUCUUCUAAACUUGACGCUAGUAAAGAAAUAACAACACCUGAAUCAGAUAGUGAGUCUGGCAAACAAUCUCCUGGCUUUUCAAAACAAAUGUCACCAAGAUGGACACCAACACAACCUUUCUAUCACACAACAGAAUUGCCUGAUUCCGUAUUUAUGCUUGGAGAAGAACCAGCCACUGUGGGUAGAAAACAAACCACUGGAUUCUUUCCAAUAAAGCCAAGUGUGGGAAAAAAGUUAUACACAAAAAUGUCACAUGGUGGAUCCUGGAAACAAACUCAAGACUUGGCAAUAAGUUCGUCAGAGGGGUCUCAUUUAGAAUCCAGAGAAGAUAUUUCUGAUGAUGAAGAAAUAAGUGAUUUAGUGAGCUUUGUACAGUCCAAAGUGAAGAUAUCUCACCGAGAGGUCAAGGUCAGGCAAAGGUCACAACCCCUAGAUUUCUCACACUUGUUCAACGCAAUUCAUGGAAGGAGAACUGAAAACGGAAUGGAGAAAUUAGAAGUAUGUCAGGAACCUAAAAUAACUGAGCUUCACGAAUAUUUGAAAGAGAUCUGGGGAGAGGACUCAAUGAAGGUUGUUCAACAAGCCUCGGACAUUGCUAAUAAAGUUACCUGGCCUCUGGAUGAUGUUGAGAUCUCUGAGAAGUUCUGUACGGUACUGUGUGUUGAUUUAUCUCACAGUAUGGCAGGUCAACCAAUCAAAGAUCAGGCCACACUUGCCAAAAAAAUCAUACAGGAUUGUUUGGGUCAUAUUGGCUUGGUUUCUAUUGGUUCUGAGACAAAGGUCGAACAAGAACUGACCAAGGACAAAGACACAGCUUUAAAAGUCAUUGGUCAAUUACAUGUUGAACCUUUUCAUCAAAGCUCAAGUAGUCCAGUUUUACAGGGACUAUUCACAGCUCUGAAGCUCCUACAGGGCAGAGUAAGGCCUACAGACUACGGUCCUCACCACACCAUGUACCCAAAGGUUGUCAUCAUUUCCGAUGGCCUCUUCAAUGACUGCUCCCCAGAUUUGGAAGGAAAACAGCCAUGUCCGAAGACAGACGAGUUGCUGACAUCUGUCUUAGAGGUUAUGGUUGCUAUGGAUAUUAAAAUGCCUAUCUACUUUGUCCCAGUCGGAAAGAAACAGGAUGUGACCCAUGGAUGGUUCAGUAAGCUGUCAGUUGUGGAGGAUGUAGACUUUCUUUCUGAUUCUGAAGUCAAAGAGAUGUCCAUUGGGAGAGCAAUGAAUGUCAUCAUGUGGCCUCCUCAUCCUGAGACCCCUUAUAAGUCAUGGCAGGCAGUGAAGGAAGAAUUUACCCAGAACCAUACUAGUACUAUGCUCAAGCAGAUUAAAUGGAACUUGGCUGAGUACUUCAAACAUCCCCCUCCAAUUGGAACUCGAGUCAAAAUAGCUGAAUUAAAAGAACACCAGAGGGGAACAGUAUUUUGUCACAUUCAAGGUGGAAAAGGAGAACAACCUGAAGAGGUGUUAAUUGUCCGGGACUAUACAGGGGAUAUUUUCACAUACCUCUGGAGUUUUGAUCAGGAAAAUGUCUUCUUUUAUAAACCCUCUGAAGAAUCCCAUACCUCAGAAUUUCCUGUUGGAACACUGGUCCGCAAAGUUGGAGCAAGUUAUGAUGACCUAGGUGUGGUGUUUCAUACAUGUAGUUCUGUAGUACAUUAUCACAUGGCUGAACCGCUCUAUCCAAAAGAUCCCGACAACUUGAAGGUUUCUUGGCGGUCAAAGCUUUCUAUUGGAGAUUACAGCUAUUUUUGUGAUGAAUAUGAACUAAGCCAUGCGGAAUCCCCCCUUUUAGAUCUAACAGGAUUGAUAGCUUCAAAAACUGGCGCGUUGAAGUUUUCUCAUGAUGAGAGAAAAACGAAGGAGCUAGGAGAAAUGAUCAGGGAGCACGGAAGCAGGACACGUAUAUUUUUUAGGUGAUUUCAGAGAAGAAUCAUUUCAUCAGUCAAUAAAACCUUGGUAUUAUGAACUACAGAAGAAAUGUCGCAUGCCGCAUCAGAGAAUUCAGAUCUUAAUGUUUUCUUUUUAACUUUAUGUAUUUAAAAUUUUUAGAGGUUGUAUCAGUGAUUGUUUAUAUAUUUUAGAUUAGAGAAUGUAUUGUGAUGUUAAUAAAGUACGAUUUGUGAUUUUAGCA